CUAAAUUACUCCAACGAAAAGUGCUAUUUACAAUACUCACGUGAAUGGAUAACCGAUGCUUUUCUGUUUUGGUAAAGAUGAGAGCUGAGCGACUACUCUAAGUGGUCCAUUCACCUUAGUCAUAGGUAACCUUCGUCCGCGAAAGUUCCUAAGUGAAAUAACUUGGAUUCUCUGAGAUGGUACAAUUGGAAAUGGAAUCAAAUGGGUGGGAUCUCGAGUUUGUUCGUUAAUGUGAAGAUCAUAGUAAGAGUUUUUUUAUGAAGAUGAAUCAUUUAAUGUAUCAUGCAAAUGAUAAAUUCAUAUAGGAUGACUACGAAAUUGUGUUUUGUAACAUGAUAAACAUGUCUCACUCACAUUCUCAUGCAUAUAGUUGAGUUAUUUUCUAAUGUUUCAUAGUUUAGUGACCAUUUUGUGACUUUCCCUUGCCAUAUGGGUUCCUACAGAAAAUAAAAUUCCAUUACGAUAAAUUGCAUAAAACGAGGAAGAAGGCCGAGGCAGCCGCAGAACAAAGCGAAGCGGGGGGAAAGGAAGAAGAAAAGCAAAGGGAAAAAGGCACACAAGGUUGAACGAGAAUGACGAAAGACCGAGGAGGAGGAGGAGGAGGAGGUGAAGAAGAAGAAGAAGAUAUAGUUUGUUUGGAUGAAUCGUUCUUUAUCAAUGACGAUUACCAAUUGACGACUUUCACAUUUGGGUCUCAUGUUCUUCAGCUACUCUGCCUUCACUCUGCUUCCACUGAUUUUGAUUUGACAGGGCAACUGGUGUGGCCUGGUGCCACAAUCUUAAACAAUUAUCUCUCUAAUCAUACCGAGAUGCUUCGGGGUUGUUCUGUGCUUGAGUUAGGAUCUGGUGUGGGUGUCACUGGGAUUCUUUGCAGUAGAUUCUGUUCAAGAGUCGUGUUAACGGACCACAAUGAUGAAGUUCUCAAGAUCCUUAAUAAGAACAUAGAGAUUCAGUCGUCCUCUGAGAAUCCUUAUCCUUGUGCUGAAUUACAUGCUGCGAAACUAGACUGGGGGAACUUGGAUCGAGCAAGCGAAAUUCUCCAAAAAUCGAAUGGUGGUUUCGAUCUGAUUCUCGGAGCCGAUAUCUGUUUUCAGCAGUCAAGCAUCUGUCCGCUUUUUGACACUGUGCAACAGUUGCUUCGCUUUCAAAGAGGCAAAACCAAGUUCAUACUGGCUUAUGUAUCCCGAGCUAAAGCGAUGGACUCAUUAGUAAUUAAACAAGCUGAGCAACAUGGAAUGAAGGUGAAGGAAGUAACUGGUACUCGAUCCAUUGUAGGCAACCAUGAAGGAGUCAUCUUUGACAUUUCGCUUGAGUAGUGAAGCAAUGAAUCUAUCUCGUUUUUCUAUCUUCGCUUGGGGACAGAUAUCAAGUUUGCAGACCUUGGGAGGUUUCCAGAAGAUUAUGUGCACAAAUCGAGAUUGCUUGUGGCUGAUGAAUGAACUAGCAGGACGUCC
This is a messenger RNA of Linum trigynum, 1454 nucleotides long. The record is from the annotation of a GenBank genome assembly. Lineage: Eukaryota; Viridiplantae; Streptophyta; Magnoliopsida; Malpighiales; Linaceae.